CAGAUCGUCGGAGACGGAGGCGUCGAUUUCCCACCGCCGCUACUGAAAUCGCUGACUCCGGUCUUCGAUCGAACAGGCAUCGUCGACUCGCGGGAAAUUGCGGUGGAGUAUUUGGACGAUUGGUUCCGAUUCCGGCUCAAUCUGUCGGGGAUGGAUUCCAAUCCAAACCCUAGAAGCUUGGAGCUGCUAUGGAGCUUGGUAGAUGGCGAUUCCAAGAGACUAGCUGCAACAGGCGGCGAGAUGGUUUUGGAUCCACGGUUUGCCAUGGCUCACACUGACCCUCAGUUCCAGAAGGUUCCCCAGCGCAAGACGAAGGUUGCUAUCGAUUCCAUAUUCAAACGCAUGUUCACGAACAAGAAUUUAGGUGGCUCCUCCACAAAUUUAGACAAGCGUGGCAGGCAGAUCGUCGGAGACGGAGGCGUCGAUUUCCCACCGCCGCUACCGAAAUCGCUGACUCCGGUCUUCGAUCGAACAGGCAUCGUCGACUCGCGGGAAAUUGCGGUGGAGUAUUUGGACGAUUGGUUCCGAUUCCGGCUCAAUCUGUCGGGGAUGGAUUCCAAUCCAAACCCUAGAAGCUUGGAGCUGCUAUGGAGCUUGGUAGAUGGCGAUUCCAAGAGACUAGCUGCAACAGGCGGCGAGAUGGUUUUGGAUCCACGGUUUGCCAUGGCUCACACUGACCCUCAGUUCCAGAAGGUUCCCCAGCGCAAGACGAAGGUUGCUAUCGAUUCCAUAUUCAAACGCAUGUUCACGAACAAGAAUUUCGGUGGCUCCUCCACAAAUUUAGACAAGCGUGGCAGGUGA
Linum tenue is the source of this 801-nucleotide messenger RNA. Lineage: Eukaryota; Viridiplantae; Streptophyta; Magnoliopsida; Malpighiales; Linaceae. The record is from the annotation of a GenBank genome assembly.